AUGACACUGAAGGUCGAAGGUGAUCCGGGCUAUGGCAGAGCAUCUGCUGGAGGUCGAUUCACUGAUCUGGACAGCUCAGAGACCGUACCUCUCCUUAUCCCAGACAUUGAGCAACACCAGCACAUCUGGAAGCCCCUGACCAGAGAAGAGCUGGAGAAGUGCGCAGGAGGACCAGAAUGGAAGAAGUUUCGUUCUCGUCUUGUGCUUUGCUUCUGGAUUGCUUGGCUGAUAAUCCUGGGCACUGCAAUCACAAUAAUCAUUCAGAGCCCACGGAUGGAGUCUCCUUCACUGCACUGGUGGCAGAGGGAUGUGUUUUACCGCCUGCAUCCUACACUCUUCAUGGAUGCAGACAGUGGCAACGUCAGCCAUAUCAGCAGGAUGUCCGAGCGGCUGCCGUAUCUGAAAUCGCUGGGGGUCGGGGCAGUGAUUCUGGAGGGGUUAUUCCGGCAUGACAUCUCUCCUACCAACCUGACAGAGAUUGACCAAAGUCUGGGCACACUUCCACAAUUCACACGGCUUAUCACAGAAAGCCGCAAAGCGGGUGUGAGAGUGAUGCUGGACCUUUGUGAGCUGGAUCUGUUUGAGCAGGAGUCGGGUAAUGACACUGAUGUUAGGUCAGGUCCAUCAGAGUACAUUCAAUACUCAUUAAGGUAUUGGCUGGAGCAUGGUGUAUCAGGGUUUGGGAUCUGUGAUACAGACGCAGCCUUCUCUGCAAAGACCCUAAUGGAGUGGAAUGUGCUGAUACAAGAGUUCAGUUCACAAGAUGAUGAAAGAAUAUUGAUGGUGUGGCAAACAGGUAACACUCUUCCAGCACUCAAUGUGUCCAGCAUUGCUGUUAAUGGUUCACUGGUGGAGCUGGUUACAAAGUCAGUGAUCCCCCCAUCACACCAUCCGUUGUCUCCCGCUGAGGUGGCUGAGGCCAUGGAGGCCAGCCUGCAGAUGCCACAAGGAAACUGGCCGAGCUGGACUGUGGGUGGAGGAGUACCAUGGGAGCUGCAGAGAGCAAUUCUAGUCCUGAUCAUGACUUUACCUGGAACACCCAUCAUCAAAUACGGAGAGGAGGUCAAUCCAGUUCAGGAUCUGGAUCAGCUGAAUCAGCCUCUAGCCCUCUUCCAUUCUCUGAGUCAGUCGCGUGCCCGUGAAGAGGCUCUACACUUUGGCAAAUUCACCUUCCUUUCCUUCAAUCACAGCAUGUCAUCCUCUGGCCUCAAUUCUACAGCCACACCUCCUUUAGCUUUCCUACGCUCAUGGGGCUGCGUUCACUUCCUGGUCAUGUUUAAUUUGGGGUCUGAACCUCACACUCUGGAUCCAGACUGGGCUCCCAGCCUACCUGAAAGUGGGGUGUUUGUAACCAGCACAGGUCUUGACCGAUGUGGCCCCGUGUCUCUAAGGUCAAUAAAAAUGCAGCCACACGAGGCCAUUGUCAUAAAACUGUUUGAAUCUGACAACUCUUAAGAUAAAAAAAGGCUUGUGUUUGCUUAUUAAAACACUAAUGAUGUUUAGUUUUGGU
This is a messenger RNA of Sinocyclocheilus grahami, 1510 nucleotides long. RefSeq names its product 4F2 cell-surface antigen heavy chain. The transcript has 8 exons. The record is from RefSeq and is a predicted model, not a curated record. The coding region runs from base 1 to 1455 and encodes 484 amino acids. Gene Ontology annotation, molecular function: L-alanine transmembrane transporter activity; L-leucine transmembrane transporter activity; aromatic amino acid transmembrane transporter activity. Gene Ontology annotation, biological process: carbohydrate metabolic process; phenylalanine transport; L-leucine import across plasma membrane. Gene Ontology annotation, cellular component: apical plasma membrane; basolateral plasma membrane. NCBI's taxonomy places the organism in Eukaryota, Metazoa, Chordata, Actinopteri, Cypriniformes, Cyprinidae.